Messenger RNA from Nannospalax galili (Upper Galilee mountains blind mole rat), 1844 nucleotides. It is a transcript of the gene Tmem184c, whose product is annotated as transmembrane protein 184C. NCBI's taxonomy places the organism in Eukaryota, Metazoa, Chordata, Mammalia, Rodentia, Spalacidae. Gene Ontology annotation, biological process: transport. The record is from RefSeq and is a predicted model, not a curated record. Gene Ontology annotation, molecular function: transporter activity. The transcript has 10 exons. The coding region runs from base 43 to 1392 and encodes 449 amino acids.
GUUAAGAAAAAAUCCAAAGAAGAGAACUCGUCCAAAUCUCGAAUGAGUUCAUUUUCUCGGCUGUUUGGAGCUGAUUUGUUAGCGAAAAUGCCUUGCGCGUGUAACCGGAGGAACUGGAGACGGUGGAUUCGUCCCCUGCUCGUCCUCAUCUACGUUGUGUCUAUUCUGGUCGCUGUUCCCUUGUGCGUCUGGGAACUGCAGAAACUUGAGGUUGGCAUACAUACUAAAGCAUGGUUUAUUGCUGGAAUCUUCUUGCUGUUGACAGUACCUGUGUCACUCUGGGGAAUACUACAACACUUAGUACAUUAUACACAGCCGGAGCUGCAAAAACCAAUUAUAAGGAUUCUUUGGAUGGUUCCCAUUUACAGUUUAGAUAGCUGGGUGGCUUUGAAAUAUCCCAAAAUCGCAAUAUAUGUGGAUACCUGGAGAGAAUGCUACGAAGCUUAUGUCAUUUAUAACUUUAUGAUAUUCCUUAACAAUUUCCUGAGAUUCCGAUUCCCAAACCUGAUGUUACACCUUGAAGCCAAAGAUCAGCAAACACAUCUUCCACCAUUAUGCUGCUGUCCACCGUGGGCAAUGGGGGAAAUGUUGCUAUUUAGAUGCAAGCUGGGUGUACUACAGUAUACAGUGGUCAGGCCAUUUACCACAGUUACUGCAUUGGUCUGUGAGAUACUCAAUGUAUAUGAUGAAGGGAACUUUAGUUUUUCCAAUGCUUGGACUUACUUGGUUAUAAUAAAUAAUGUAUCUCAGUUGUUUGCCAUGUACUGUCUCCUGCUAUUUUAUAAAGUACUAAAGGAAGAGCUAAGUCCUAUACAACCUGUUGGCAAGUUUCUCUGUGUAAAGCUGGUGGUUUUUGUUUCCUUUUGGCAAGCAGUAGUUAUUGCUCUGUUGGUCAAAGUUGGCGUUAUUUCUGAAAAACGUACCUGGGAAUGGCAGAGUGCAGAAGCUGUGGCCACAGGACUUCAGGAUUUUAUAAUUUGCAUUGAGAUGUUCUUUGCGGCUAUUGCUCAUCAUUACACGUUCUCAUAUAAACCAUAUGUGCAAGAAGCAGAAGAAGGGUCAUGCUUUGAUUCUUUCCUUGCUAUGUGGGAUGUUUCAGAUAUCAGAGAUGAUAUUUCUGAACAAGUAAGGCGUGUUGGAAGGACAGUGCGAGGCUACUCCCAAAAAAAAAGUUUUCCUGAAGAUCAAGAGCAAAAUGAACAUACGAGUUUACUGUCCUCAUCCUCACAAGAUGCAGUUUCUGCUGCUUCUUCAAAGCUGUCUUCACCCCUAGGGCAGUACCAAGGCUUUGGACACACAGUUACUCCACAGACUACACCAGCUACGAUACGUGAAGAAGUAGUUGACAUUCCAGAAGAGCAAAAAGGGCCUGAUGAAGCGACGGACCAGUAAAUACUGUGUGAAAGCAAACUGCCACAAUCAUUGUUUUAUGUGGCCUACGAAUGGGGCUAAGGACACCUGAAAAAGAAAAUUUCAAAACAGAGGCAAAAACCACGUACAACUACUAUAUAUAUAUAUAUAUGUUUUUUAUAUCAAAAUAAUGUUUAAAUUUCCUGUGUUCUUAUGUCCUAAUGUUAGAAUAUCAUGUAUUCAUGCAGUAGCAAAUUACUCCAGCUGAAUGCUCUUAGAAUUACAUUGCAUUUUGCAAGAAGAUGGACAUUCACAAAAAUCAAUGCUUCUGCCACUGCUGCAUGAAUGUUAUGCUCUGGACAGAAAACGGAAAUAAAAAAUUCAGAUUUGUUAAAUUUAAUCAUAAUCCUAAUCAUGUGCCACUUAAGCUUAUGUUACAAUUACCUCUUAAGUAGGUAUCUUUCUUUCAAUAAAUCAGUUACCAUUUUCUGCAA